This is a messenger RNA of Cryptotermes secundus, 3654 nucleotides long. RefSeq lists its product as uncharacterized. The coding region runs from base 1832 to 3244 and encodes 470 amino acids. The transcript has 7 exons. Gene Ontology annotation, molecular function: protein binding. NCBI's taxonomy places the organism in Eukaryota, Metazoa, Arthropoda, Insecta, Blattodea, Kalotermitidae. The record is from RefSeq and is a predicted model, not a curated record.
GCUCGCUCAAAGUAGUCUGCACUGGAGCAUGGCGGGUGUUGUUAGAUGCAAUCGACGUUCUGCUUGUAUCGGUGUGUUGUUUGGGACAGGCACAAGGCGAAGAAGUGUCAAGUGCGGAAUUCCUUGAAGAGUGGUUAAAGCAUAAAGAACAUUGAUGCCUCAAGGCUGCCAGUGAUGAUAAAGUCUUCACGCGCUGGAGUCGACAGAACGACAAAGGAGUUUAUAUACUGAGCAGUCUGAAAAUAUUGUGGCCCCUACAUGUGUCAAGACAAGUAAUUUCUCUAUGAGACAUCAGCCAGCUAGUACAGGUCGUCACACAGAAACAGUCAGAGUCGGCCAAAUAGCGGUAUGAAAUGUGUGAAAGUUGACAUGAAACCGACAGAAAAUUGGGUAGAUAAAUAAAAAAUCAGAUUAUGUUGGUUCAGUAAAGUUCUGUCGAAACAAGGAAUGCUUGUGGCGAAGUGGUAUUAAAGUGUCGAGUUUUCAGUUUACUUAGAUCCUGUUAACAAAGUUAAAAGUAAAGUUAUAUUUGUAAUGCAGUGACGAGGUUAUGACUUCAUACCACUGAGUAAGAGUACAGAUUCGCUAAUGGAAGAGCAGACGUAUAGACGGAAAGCAAACAGAAAUGAAUGUGAUGUUAUGAUUUUAUAUGAAAUAUAGAUGUAGGAUAUAAACAUGUAAAUUUACUGUUGUGUUCUUUAGUUAGAAAACUUCUAAGAGUUACUCUUCGUGAAGGACAAAUCUGUGGCAAAAACGUAAGAAAAAGCGUGCAUUUUAGAUAAAACAGAUUAACUCUGGUGCGCCCUACACGCUUCAGUGCAUCCUAUGAAAAAAAGCCGCUUGCUUCUUCGAGGCCUGUGACGUGCGCAAUAAGAGAAGGAACGUGUGAAUAUUGGGAGCGAGCAUAAGCAACAACAGUGAUCUUCGAUGCUGGUGAAGGACAGACAGAUACUGGUAGUGAACGCUGGUGAAGGACAGACAGAUACUGGUAGUGAACGCUGGUGAAGGACAGACAGAUACUGGUAGUGAACGCUGGUGAAGGACAGACAGAUACUGGUAGUGAACGCUGGUGAAGGACAGACAGAUACUGGUAGUGAACGCUGGUGAAGGACAGACAGAUACUGGUAGUGAACGCUGGUGAAGGACAGACAGAUACUGGUAGUGAACGCUGGUGAAGGACAGACAGAUACUGGUAGUGAACGCUGGUGAAGGACAGACAGAUACUGGUAGUGAACGCUGGUGAAGGACAGACAGAUACUGGUAGUGAAAGCAUAGCCUUCAUCUGUUGGGAAGCAGCCAUGCAUUGCGGUUAUGAUUUAUAGAUGUGGUAUCACACAAGAUUUUCUUUUGUGAUGUGCCAUUAAACUUCUGAAGAAAAUGCCUUGUUUUAUGGUCAUCUUAACACCUUUCAUGCUCCUUCUGGUAUGCAGUUAUAAAACGAAUUUGAACAUAUGCCCUGAGAGCGAAGUUUGUGAUAGUGGACUCGACAACGUUUCCUGCGCAGACAAAACUCACGUACUGUGAGAAAUAUUUGGACUGCACAUUGUGGACUAGAAACAACACGUACAGCAGUUUCUUUACAUCGCAGCAAGCCACAAAGUAAACAGAGCAUCCUUUACAGUUUAUACAGGUGCUACGGCAGCAAGUGCUCGAUGCAAGCGUUGGCUAUUGAUGUGGCAGCCCGUCAUUCGACUCAUUAUACCAAAUUAUUUCAUCGAUCUUAUUGACAUGAGCAUCAGAACACAAGAAAUAUCGGCAGUCAGCUGACCUCUGGUCCAUCCCAGUAUACUAGCAGAUCCAGUGCUUGGUGCGCAAGUCCUUCGAUUUCAGGAUGGGAGGCAGGUGGCAGCACUGGUUCAGUCUUCACAUUCUUACACUGGCCAUAAUCCAGACGUCCACUGACGCAUACAUAUCGGUGAACCUGGCGUUUUACUGCCUCCCGGAAGGUCCGCCGUCAGUUCUGCGUCUUCAGUCGAAAGGCCCGCGCUCUGCAGUUUUCGUGGACCUGAAUGUCAGAUCUCCCUACAAACCCACGACGGACCAGCAGACCGACGCCGCAAGAUGUCAACUGGAAGUGAUGGCGCCUCCCGGCCACGAGCUUACAGUCAACCUGGAUCAUCCAAAAAAGACCCUCCCGUCCAGGUCAUCAGAGGAGCGACAGGGCUUUCUUCCUUGCUUCCUCAGGCUAUCUGUCACAGGCAAGGCGUCAGAUUACACUGAGACUCUGCACAAAGUGGGGUCUAGAACUGUUGACCUGUGUGGCAGUAGUGAGAUGCCAGUCAACACCCUCUUCCUCACAAACCACCUUACUCUAACAUGGUCUCCACCCAACAUCAGCCUUAGUGGCAAAAUGAUGGCCAAGCGUCUCGUCAUCACGACUGUCAGUAGACGUUUGGAUGUGUGCAGCACCAGACAUCGCUUUCUUUGUCUGGGAGGUCCGAUCUACUUGCCUGUCUGCAUUUCCUCUGAGUUGGCUUGUGACGGGCAUAACAACUGUCCCAUUGCUGGGGAUGAUGAGAAUCCUGAAGAGUGUGAAGCCAUGGCAUUGAAAGGACGUUUGCUCUUGGCUAACCCAGACUCCUCUGAAGAAGGACACCAGUCAAACCCGCACAGUGUUAUAGAGGCCAUGCUGAAAAAAGCUGUCUUGAAGACCUUGGCUGAAGUCAAAUCUGGGAAGAGAGAUGCAACAUCAACAACAACAUCUCAACCUGGGCUGAUGACUCUUAUGUUCAGAGAUAUGUCAGACAUAAUACUGAAAAAAUUUCUGAACAACAGCAAGCGUGACCAGUUGGCUGAGCCCAGUAACUCAACAAUGAUAACUACAACAACUAAACCGCCAUGGCAGGAUAGUCCAGAAGAUGCUACGUUGCCAGCAGCACUGGCACACUAUGGCCCUUGGGGCUACCUGAUGCUUGGGAUGCUAAUCUGUGGGGCGAUUCUGAUGCUCUGUGGACUCUGGGAGUGUUGCUGCCGGUCUUCAAAGCACCAACUCCCAGCCGGUGGCCCGGCUAGUACGUCUGCAGCCACUACAGUCUUCAUCAUCAACAGUGCUGGAGGCAUUGGGAGCCAUAGCAGGAACAGCUCCCAGCAUCAUGAUGAAGCACCUUCCACCCCAGGACCCCCUUCAUAUGAGGAACUUGACCAACCUCCCCCAUACAAUUCCCUCUUUCCAUUAACAAAGACAUCUGAUGUGGAACCCUUGACCGUUGAAGAGAACCAUGUGAUAAGUGGCCAGCACAUUUAAGCACUUCUUUGCUGAUUUGUGAAUAUUAAAACUGUCUGAAUGUGACCAAUACAUAUCUACGAAACGGUAUGGUGUAUAUUUGAAGUAUUAUGCUAGGCUACUGCCAAGAUCUUCAGCUCAUUGUUUCAAGAAACUUAUAAUGUUCAUAAAAAGAAGACAAUUGCCUGCAUUCGGUUGGUAGAAAAACAGGUAAACAAGCUGUUUUAAUUUGUAAACAAUUUCAUAUUAAUGGUAGUCAAAAGAAUUGAACAUUUGUUGUUACAUGGAAGCAAAUGAAGGAAAUUUUAAAUCUGUGAACAAAAAAAUGUUUUACUGACAUUGCAAACAGUAACAAGAGCAGUGUCUUUAGAUAUAAAUCUUGUACAAUUUGAAUUUGAUAUAAAGAGUAUGAUUUUCUCAUUUUAAAAAUA